This is a messenger RNA of Penicillium argentinense, 525 nucleotides long. RefSeq lists its product as uncharacterized. The transcript has 2 exons. The coding region runs from base 1 to 525 and encodes 174 amino acids. Gene Ontology annotation, cellular component: cytoplasm. NCBI's taxonomy places the organism in Eukaryota, Fungi, Ascomycota, Eurotiomycetes, Eurotiales, Aspergillaceae. The record is from RefSeq and is a predicted model, not a curated record.
AUGACCGAAUCGGACGACGAGCUCUUCGCCUCCCUCGAAAACGAAGAAGCAGACACAAGCUACCGCGACCACCGCAUCCAACAACUAAACGCGGAAUUCGCCUCCUCAAAAACCAACCGCUCAACAAAAACAAACAACACCAACUCCACCAGCACAACCACCUACCCAUCCCUCUCAGGCGACCAAUCCGUGCUAGACUUCACAACACGCAGCACCCGAUGCAUCGUACACUUUGCGCACAGCGACUUCGCCCGCUGCGACGUGAUGGACGCGCGACUUUCCGAACUCGCGACCCGUCACUUCGAGGUCUCGUUUGCGCGGGUGGAUGUGCAGAGCACACCGUUUCUGGUCGAGAAGCUGGGGAUCCGCGUGCUGCCUUGCGUGAUUGGGUUUAAGGAUGGAGUUGGGAUGGCGCGGGUGGUUGGAUUUGAAGGGUUGGGUGCUGGUGGCUCGGAUGGAGGAGAGAACUUUAGCGUCAAGGUUCUUGAGAAGAGGAAUGAUGACGACGAUGAUGAUUGGGAUUAG